UCCUUCUCUUGUCCAUAGCACCAUCAUUCUCUGGGUUUUUAAGCCAGAAACGUGCAGCUGCCUUCACCCCCGGGAGGGAUGGUCACUGGUCUGUAUCUGGAGUCUGCCUUCAAAAUGUCUGAAUUUCAGCUCUUCCUUCCCCCUUAACUCCCAAAGUCCCAUCUGUCCCCAAGCUCAGUGAAACUUCCAAUGCACUGUCACACUCAUCUCCACUGCUGUUCCUCUGUGAAGUCUUCUCACCCUGGCUGUGUGCUUGCUUUUUGUUUUGUGUACAUAUUUUCGUGCAGUUUUGAUCCUGCUGUCUUUGCACACUGUAUUGCACAACGCUCUGUCUUCUUCAGGAGACUGGAAGCUCCUGAAAAUAGGGACCAGUCUUAUUCAGCCUGCACCCUUAGCACCCAGCGAAGAGCCUCAGGUCAGGUAGGUAUUGUCAGUGGGCAUUUGGGUUGCCGUUUUCCAGUCCUAUCACACGUCUGAGUAACUGUUCACGGGAGUAGCCUCCCCCCAGGCCUCCCAGGCUCUGUUCUCAAUGGGCUCCAUCCUCACGCUGAGGUUCUUAAAGCAUUCCACUCCCCUUUGUGGCUCAAACCGCAUGAAGACUGCCUUGGACUAUCACAUUGUUUACAUGCAUCUGCUUGGUUUUCAAAGCUCCCACCAAUCUGGCCCUUUUUUUCGAGUAGCCACACCUUGAUUUCCCCUGAAACACAUUCCCCUGCAAAAAGAAGUGUAGUCUUGCAAAUGUAUCCAUCUCUCCUAGCUCUUGCUUCCUACUUAAACUGGAAUGUUCUCCUUUUCUCCUCUACUGUUGAAAUCCUACCUGUCUUAUUCAGGAAUCCUCUCACUGCCAGAGACUUCACUGGUUUUUUUUGGACUCUAAUUUCAGCAUUGUGCAGCACAAAACUCAGCCUUUAGGCAGGAGAGGGGUCAUCAGGUGAGAAGCUCCAGAGUGUAAGAGAAAAUCUGGUCCAGUUUGGUGUCAUGGAUAAAGGCUCACAUAACUGAAGCAUUUCGCAGUAGGGCAGCCUUCACAGGGCUGAACACUGUCACCGAGAACCUGUGUGCUUUAGGUCUGUCCUCUGAGUCCUCCUCUGGGAGUAGUUUCAGUGUCCCAGAAGCUCCCAGAGGCACACACCUCCUUAUUGUGGACAGGAGGAAAGAGAGAGUCUGGAGCCCAGGAGUCCCAGCAGAAGUCCGGAGUUCCUCGGGUACGUGUCCCAACUGACCCCUGCAGCCAGGGGGACUCGAGGUGGUAUGUUCCACUUGUGGGGCUGGGGUACCGUCAGCCCCUCCUGACCACGUGGGUCCUCAAAUAGAAAUAGGCACUGGUGGUACAGGGGAAUAGUAACACGGGAGAAUAGUAACACCUACAAAUGUCCUACAUACAGUGUUGCUGUUUUGCUUCCACUGAGCCCCCGGCCGGCACACAACCGGUGUGCAAUGACUAUCAGAUGCUUCAAAACCAGCUUCUCCUGUGGACAUUCAAAUGAGGUCAGAAACUAGACUUCUUUUCCUUGGGUCCCCACUGUCCACUCUACCACCACAAGUGGUCACCACACCUCUGCUUCUAGGCAGAGUCCUAUCUGUUACAAACAAACUUGCCCACAGCUUUGGUUAUUUUGUUUUAAACGAUCAACAAAUUCUGUGCUAGAGUCUCUAUUCCAGCCAGUGGCGACACAUACCCCUAGCCCCUGCUUGCUCAGGGUGGAGGCACAUCUGUAGUCCUGGGUCUAGGGCUCCCCUGGGAUCCAUGAGGGCUUCCCACCGUGACUGGGUCUUCUGGCAGUGAGGAAGCCUGAGCUUUUGGGAAUUGAAGCUACCAUGACCUUUCUCUCCAAUAACCCCCUCUUUACAAUUGGACAACAACCCCUGCCCCCUCACCCAGCCCAUGCCUCCCAAGGCCCCCUGUCACCCCUGCACAUGCUCAGUACACUCAGCCCACAGUGUUCCUUCUGGUUCCCAGCCAUGGCAACGUGCUUGGUAACCAGGAGUCAGUUGGGCUGAGGCUCUGAGCCCCAACUGUCAAAAGGGCUGAGGCCGAGGUGGAGGAGGCUGCGGCUGAGGGCGGUCUCUCCGAAGCCUAUGGAAUCCUCCGCAGAGCCUGGGAUGCCUUUGCCCAAAUACUGCAGUGUGGCCACAACCCUGGAGGUCCCCGCCUGGGCCGGCACUGCUCCUCCCUGGGACUUCGCCUUCACCUGCCCCUUUGGCCCCCAAGCACCCUGGCUCACCUGGCACAGCCCUCUCACCAGAUGUGUGUCUUAUCAACCAUACCUCCACGUGGCUGAGCCAGCAUGGCAGGGGCCUCGCUGGCUGGGAAGAGCUGGAGAUGCUGCCGGCACAUGGGUCCUGGCGAGAAGGGAACCAGAUGGCUUUUAUUACCGGGCUCAGAUAAAGACCGCUCCGGAGCUGGAGAGGCAGGGGGCCCUGCUCGUGGAAUUUGAGGCUCCACUUGUCACAGGCCCAGAGCUGCCAGCCCAGCGGCAGAGCGUGGUCUUAGAAGAAGAUGUCGUUAGGUUCUCGCCAUCCAUGGAAUGCUCACUGCAACCUGGGGACAAGGUGCUGUCCCCCUGGGAGCCAGACAGACAGCGGUACGGCCCCGCCACUGUCUUGGGCUUGGAGGCGAGAGAUCCCCAGAGAGCAUGGAAAGAAGAAAUUACUGUUCACUUCUGGAAUGGCAAGACAGCUACGGUGCCUCUAAGUGGGGUCAGGUGGGUGCCCCCUGCUGUCUGGAAGAAGGCUGUGGAGAAGCUACGCUGGCCUUCCACCAGGGAGCACCCCAGUGCCCUCCUCAGGGCCCCCUGCUGCUCUCUGCUGGGGCCGGGCACUGCAUGUGUCACCUACAGGCUUCCACUGGGCCCCCCGUUCCUAUGCCCACCCUGCCACCCCCACGCCUGCUGCCAGCUGCUGUGCCAGGGCUGCCUGGGCUGCCCUUUGGCCGGACCCACCUGGUGGCCUCUAACCAGGGCCUCAGGGGUCACCGCCAGAGAACAUCCAGAGGCAGAGCUGAAGCCCACAGCACAGCUCUUGCCCCUGGAGGCUCCUAAAGAGGAGAAAGGAGCAGUGCCAGCUCCCAUAGCUGUGUCCUCCUCCUCUGAAGAGGAUGUGGAGAAAGACCUGGAGAUGGGCCCCCGCCAGAGGCCGAUGGUGGACAGCACAGCCAACACAGACCCCGUCCCUGCUGAGAAGGCUCCGAGGAGGCCGGGUGGCCCCUGCCAGCCCGAGUGGAGGUACUGGAGGAGAAAUGGGCCUGAGCCGCAGCCUGGGAAGCCAGGUUUAGGAAAAAGAUGUUGCGACACCCAGAAGGAAGUGAAGGGCAACAAACAACAGCGAGAACAAACUGCAGUAGAGGGGAACGCCAAGGAGCUGGCCCUGGAAGCGACCGACACGGAGCCCCUGCAGCUCCCGCCAGAGAAAGCCGCAAGCAGAGCGCUGAGCCCGGGAGCUACUGAGGCGCGUCUGAGAUGCCAGAGCUCCUCAGACUAAACGCCCCAAGGACCCAGGAAGCUACAGACAGUAGAUGCCUGAAGAGGAGUUACCGAGUGGCUGGCAAAGCCUCCAGUGGAAGGAGGUAGCGUGCAGGCCACAGAGGCUAGCUGAGUAAGCAGCGGCGUCUUCGCCCCAUUGCGACUUCCCGCAGAGGGGCGGCAGGAAGGCACCUGUCGUGACAGGCACCGGUGUGCUGGCGGCCCUGGCCAGGGCUGCCUGCCCCGUGAGGGCAGCUUGAGGAUGCUGCUCCACACAAGUCACAGGUUGUGGUUGGCCUGCGUGGGGCAUCUGUGUCCACAGCCUCUCUGUCAUAUUUUCAUAAAGCCUACAGCUGUACAUGAAUGAUAUUUUGUUGCUCCUAAUGCCAAUAAAAAGGUAUUCUCUUUAUUU
Phyllostomus discolor (pale spear-nosed bat) is the source of this 3873-nucleotide messenger RNA. It is a transcript of the gene C6H11orf16, whose product is annotated as chromosome 6 C11orf16 homolog. NCBI's taxonomy places the organism in Eukaryota, Metazoa, Chordata, Mammalia, Chiroptera, Phyllostomidae. The record is from RefSeq and is a predicted model, not a curated record. The transcript is spliced from 7 exons. The coding region runs from base 2080 to 3480 and encodes 466 amino acids.